AUGCCACAGGUGCUGCAACACCUGGAGCAGCUGGAGCGCAUCGAGGCGGCGGCGGGGGAGCUGGCGGCGGCGCGCGGCGGCAGGCCUGCUGCCAAGCCCUCGCCGGCCCCCAGGCGCCCGCACACGGUCAGCUGGGUGGAUCACGGCGCCUCGGCCGCGGCCUCCCUGAUGGAGGCGGUGCUGUCGGGGGGCGAGGAGGCAGCCAGCGAGGAGGAGGCGCUGGCGGCGCUGGCGGCGCUGCCGCCACGCACGCUCACAGAGGCGCAGCAGGCGGCGCUGGUGAUGCAGGCCUGGGACAGCGCGGCGCACACCAAGCCCGCUCACUUUGACGCCGACGCGGCGCUGGCGGUGCCAGGGCUGGCUGAGGUGGCGGUGGUGUCGCGCGGCGGCUGGCAGCGGCACAGCUGGAAGGGCUGCAACCAGGACUCUUUCCUGGCGCUGCCGCUGGCGGGCGGCGCGGCGGCGUGCCAGGGCUGCUCCGACGCGCCCGCCUGCUGCUCCCCCGCGGUGGCCGUCGGCGUGUUUGACGGGCACGGCCGGGCGGGGGCCGCCGCCUCGGCCCACCUGCGCAACGCCCUCGCCUCUGGCCUGCUCAUGCACAGCCAGCUGGCGCUGAUGGCGCAGCCCGCCUGCCAGCCGCGCGAAGGCGGCCAGGACGGCGGCCAGCGCGGCGGCCAGGGCGGCCAGGGCAGCGGCAGCCACGGCCCGGGCGCCGCCGCCGCCGCCGCUGCGCAGCAGGAGGAGGCAGCGCAGCUUCUGGAGCGCUGCUUUGCGGCCGCCGCCUCCACCAUGCCCUCCACAGGCGCCGACUUCUCCCUCUCCGGCUCCACCGCCGUCAUGUGCCUGCUGCAGCCCGGCAGCGUGACGGCAGCGUGGGCGGGCGACUCCCGCGCCGUGCUGGGCCUCUGCCAGGGCGGCCGCUACAUCGCCUGCGCGCUCACGCACGACCACCGCCCCUGCUCCCCGCUGGAGCGGGCGCGCAUCGAGGCGGCGGGCGGCUGGGUGAUGCAGACGAUGCUGGACGAGGAGGGGCGGGCGGCGGGACCGUACCGCGUGUACCUGCGCGACACCCACAUCCCGGGCCUGGCCGUGUCGCGCUGCUUCGGAGACUAUGUGGCUGCGGGCGCAGGCGUCACCAGCACGCCCGAUGUGACCACCCUUGUUCUUCCCAUGCCCGAGCCCGCGGCUGCAGCCAGCGCGCAGCAGCAGCAGCAGCAGCAGCAGCAGCAGCAGGGCCGCAGCAGGAGCCGGCGCCGGCCGCGGAGCAAGGCGGCGGCCGUCGUGGCGGCCGCGGCGGCUGCGGCGCACAUCCUCAUCGUCGCCAGCGACGGGCUGUGGGAGUUUGUGGGCAGCGCAGAGGCGGUGCGUAUCGCCAGCCGGUGCGCCACCGCGGCGGCGGCGGCCGAGGCGCUGGCUCAGGAGGCCAGGGCGCACUGGGCGGCCAAGCUGGGGGGCGCGCAAUGCGACGACAUCACCGUCGCCGUCGCCUUCCUGCCGGCUGCGGCGGCCGCGGGCGCGCCGGCGGGCCGGUGA
Messenger RNA from Chlorella variabilis, 1533 nucleotides. RefSeq lists its product as hypothetical. Gene Ontology annotation, molecular function: protein serine/threonine phosphatase activity. Lineage: Eukaryota; Viridiplantae; Chlorophyta; Trebouxiophyceae; Chlorellales; Chlorellaceae. Gene Ontology annotation, cellular component: cytosol; nucleus. Gene Ontology annotation, biological process: protein dephosphorylation. The record is from RefSeq and is a predicted model, not a curated record. The transcript has 6 exons. Bases 1 to 1533 code for a protein of 510 amino acids.